AUGGACAAUUGGUUGGUGUCCUUUCCGACGGAAGCAGAAGCCAUCUCUACCGCUCAUAGUUUAACCGAGACGUUGGAAAAGGGUGGUUUUCCGCUCACUCAAUGGGCAACAUCCAAUUCCAUCGUCCGUCAAUCUCUGACUGGCCAACAACUCGAUGGAACAGUCAUUAACAUGGAUCUUGACGCCGAACCCAUCGAAAGAACUCUCGGACUGGUGUGGAAUUUCCAUCUCGACGCCUUUAUCUUGGGAGCCUCCGUAAGAACAGACGGUCGGACUAAACGUGACCUCCUGAAAGCCAUUUUCAGCAUCUUCGACCCACUCGGUUUCCUCGUUCCAAUAGUGUUUCAGGCCAAGUUCCUGAUGCAGGAUAUUUGGCGGCAAAAAUUCGACUGGGAUGAAGAAUUGGAUCAAGACUUAAUCGAUCGCUGGAUCCAAUGGGCGCGUCCGUUACCUUCACUUAAUGGCCUCGUUUUAGACCGCUGCAUUACACCGGCUAGCGACGAUGUCGUGGCGACGGAACUCCAUGCCUUUGGGGAUGCGUCGGAAAUGGGGUAUGGUGCAGUCUGUUAUGCCCGUUUCAUCUACCGUAACGGAACAGCCAAUACCCGCCUCCUCAUCUCCAAGUCGAGAGUUGCACCAUUAAAAUUCAUGACCAUUCCGCAUCUUGAAUUGAACGCAGCUGUACUAGCUGCUCGUUUGACCGCCCAAGUGCGAGAAGAACACGAUCUUACAUUCGGAAAAACCACUUAUUGGUCCGACUCGACAACCGUCCUCAGCUGGAUUAAAUCCGGCUCCUGCCGCUUCCAAACGUAUGUCGGCAACCGAAUAGGAGAAAUCCUCGAAACUUCUUCAUCCAGUGAAUGGAACUAUGUCCCGAGCACCGCCAAUCCUGCUGAUGAUUCAAGUCGAGGACUCGAUGCAACGGAGUUCAACAUGGAACAUCGUUGGUUCUCGGGACCAGACUUCCUUAAAUUCUCUACCGACUGGCCAUGUAAUCCAUCCUUCUCACCGAUGGAAUCAAACGACCCAGAAAUCCGUGAGACUACGUGGGUUGGCCAAGUCCAAUUGCGUAACAAUGAGAUCGACCAGUUAAUCGGAAGAAAGUCAAGAAUCCACAUCAUCAUUCGCACCGUCGCCUAUAUCUUUCGGUUCAUUGCAAACGCGCGCAAGAACCCAGAACAGAGAAAGUUGGAUGGUCUUUCCGCAGAAGAGAUAAGCCUAGCUCGCAAUGUUCUUCUUCGACACGCACAGUCCAACGUUUACUGCAAUGAGGUGGACGAUUUACGGGCCGGCCGUCAAAUCGAAAGCAGCUUCAGCCUCAUCAAACUAUCGCCAUACAUGGAUCAUCGUGGUUUGUUGUGUGUUGGCGGCCGUAUAGACAAAGCGCCUCUCCCAAUGGACACUCGUCACCCGAUCAUCCUUCCACGUCAACAUCGUUUAACAGAGCUUAUUCUCUUCCAAAUGCACCGCGAUAGAGCACAUCUAUCGGCCGAAUAG
Molecule: messenger RNA, 1497 nt
Organism: Daphnia magna
Lineage: Eukaryota; Metazoa; Arthropoda; Branchiopoda; Diplostraca; Daphniidae
Exons: 1
Coding region: 1-1497 (498 amino acids)
Source: RefSeq, a predicted model, not a curated record